CCGUGCAUCACGCACAAUUUUUUACUUUAUUGAAGGGAAAAUUGGCAAGUUUCAAUUACAGUAUUUCCAGAACUCCUCAGCUGAAUUUUACCAUGGAAAUUUACUGGCAACAAUCUGGAAAUUUACUGAAGAUUACAGCAUGCACACACAUUAUGACAUGAACACUGCAUACUGAAUUUCAUGCAAAUGUACUCGAACAGACAAGUAUGUCCAUUUUUUUUUUUUUUUUUUGCAGUGACAUUGUUGUGCUGGUGGUGGUUCAUCGGUGCCACAGGGGCACGUUGAGCCGGCUGCUCCCCCGCUGAGUGGCGUCGUUGGGCGGCCGGCAGCUCUCAGCUCGUCUCGCUGUGGAUUGUGGGAGUCGACGGAGCAAGCGACGGAGCAUUCCUCGUCACUCACCGGGAGACAUUUGACGCCCUUGUCUCGGCCUUUUAUUUCACGAGGCCCCCAGGAGUGGCACCGCACCCGUUGCCAAGCAUGUCGAGUCGAGGAGGCAAGAAGAAGCUGACCAAGACGUCGCGCUCCACCAAGGCGGGCGUCAUCUUCCCGGUGGGCCGCAUGCUGCGCUACAUCAAGCGCGGCCUGCCCAAGUACCGCAUCGGCGUGGGCGCGCCCGUCUACCUGGCGGCCGUGCUCGAGUACCUGACUGCCGAAAUCCUGGAGCUGGCGGGAAAUGCGGCCCGAGACAACAAGAAGGGACGCGUCACACCGCGACACAUCCUGCUCGCCAUCGCCAACGACGAGGAACUCAACCAGCUACUAAAGGGCGUGACCAUCGCGGCGGGCGGCGUCCUGCCCAACAUCCACCCCGAGCUCUUGGCCAAGAAGCGCGGCGCCAAAGGCAAGCUGGAGACGCCCCUCUCGCCCGCCCCAGAGAAGAAAGCCAAGCCGGCCAAGAAGACACCGAGCAAGAAGAUGAGCGGCAAGAAGGGCGCGGGCAAGGCCAAGAAACAGGGCGAGGCGAGCAAGACGGCGUCGGCGGACAGCACCACCGAGGGCUCGCCGGCAGACAGCUUCACCGUGCUCUCCACCAAGAGCCUCUUCCUGGGUCAAAAACUCAACCUCAUCCACAGCGAGGUCAGCAACUUGGCUGGCUUUGACGUGGAGGGGGUCAUCAACCCCACCAACGCCGAACUCGAGCUAAAAGACGAUCUAGGUUCUGCCCUAGAAAAGAAGGGCGGCAAGGAGUUAGCUGAAGCGGUGCUGGAAAUGAAGAAAAAGAACGGGCCCCUCGUUGUGGCGGGAGCGGUGUUGACCGCCGGCUUCGGCCUGCCCGCCAAAUACGUCAUUCACUGCAACAGUCCGGUAUGGGGGUCGGACAAGUGCGAGGAGAUGCUGGAAAAGACUGUGAAGAACUGCCUGGCUCUGGCCGACGAGAAGAAGCUCAAGUCGGUGGCCUUCCCAUCCAUCGGCAGCGGAAGGAACGGCUUUCCGAAGCAGACGGCGGCCCAGGUGAUCCUGAAGGCAAUCUCCAGCUACUUCGUGGCCACCAUGUCGUCCACCAUUAAGACGGUUUACUUCGUGCUGUUCGACAGUGAGAGCAUCGGCAUCUACGUGCAGGAAAUGGCCAAACUGGAGGCCAGUUAAAGCUUUGCUAAUCAUUUUUUGUUUCAAUCUUUCUAAACGGCCGGGAACUUGUUUUUGCAUUACAUUUGUAUUCUUUCCUAUGUGGGUUUUAAUUUCCUAAAAAAUUGUUUUCCAAACAAAGUUGUGCACUGAGUUGACCUUUUAAUGCAAACAGUGUCGAAUAAAUAAAAGAGGGUUUAAUUUUCUGUAAAGAAAAAAGAAACGGGUAUAUGCAUGUCAACAGCAGUAUUGAUAGUUUAAAAACAUCUUUUCACCUUAGUUUUCAUUUCUGUAGCGCUCUCUCUGUUGCCUUUUUUUCUGUCAAAAAAACUUUUACGUUAGCUUUUUGUGUGUGUGUGUGUUGUGUCGUGUUUGUUCCCUUCGUGCCCUGCAGAGAAUUUUGUUUUUAUUUUUUAAUUGAAAAUGUUUGUUUUUAAGUUUCACCCCCCCCAAAAAAAGGGUAAAAUUAAUAAUCACGUUUAUGGCCAUUAAAAGAGAAAAAAAAUAGUUUUUGUUGUUUUUUUUGGGGGGGCGGGGCACUGCUGGUUUUUAAAGAUGUUUCUAUGGAUGUUUCUAGAUGGAGUACUUGUGGAAAAGUUCUAGUUGAAAGUAACAGUUGAUUAUGUUGUAUGUUUAAUUUGCACAUGUUCAAAAGGCACUGUUUGAUUUGGAAACCAACACUGGCGCACGUUGUUCUUUAUGUAUGCGUGUGUGUGCGUGUUUUGUCCUCAUUUAAACGUAUAUAAAAAAAAAAAACUAAAAAAAACUUUUAAGGUGGAG
This is a messenger RNA of Phycodurus eques (leafy seadragon), 2346 nucleotides long. RefSeq names its product core histone macro-H2A.1. NCBI's taxonomy places the organism in Eukaryota, Metazoa, Chordata, Actinopteri, Syngnathiformes, Syngnathidae. The coding region runs from base 478 to 1587 and encodes 369 amino acids. Gene Ontology annotation, cellular component: nucleosome. The transcript is spliced from 9 exons. The record is from RefSeq and is a predicted model, not a curated record. Gene Ontology annotation, molecular function: structural constituent of chromatin; protein heterodimerization activity; DNA binding.